Messenger RNA from Helobdella robusta, 738 nucleotides. RefSeq lists its product as hypothetical. The record is from RefSeq and is a predicted model, not a curated record. The transcript has 5 exons. Gene Ontology annotation, biological process: protein geranylgeranylation. NCBI's taxonomy places the organism in Eukaryota, Metazoa, Annelida, Clitellata, Rhynchobdellida, Glossiphoniidae. The annotation marks the transcript as partial. Gene Ontology annotation, cellular component: cytoplasm; Rab-protein geranylgeranyltransferase complex. Gene Ontology annotation, molecular function: Rab geranylgeranyltransferase activity.
CAGCAUGGACGCCUAAAAGUGAAGUCAUCAGUGGAAAUAGAAAAAGAAAAAAGUAAUGAAAAAAGAAAGAAGUUGAUGUAUUAUAAGAAAAUUAUUUCCGAUAUUCAAAAUAUGGAUUUGAAUUUAGAAUAUUUAGAUGAACUUCUUAAGCUAACAUCGGAAGUUUUAAGAAUGAACCCUGAUUAUUAUACUUUUUGGAAUAUCAGAAAAAAAUUAUUUCAAAAACUAAAAGCUGAAAGUAAAACAGAAUGUGAAGCAUUGAUGAUUAAAGAAUUAAACUUUUUAAACGAAUGUCUCAAACUGAAUCCAAAGUCGUACAGCGUGUGGCAUCACAGGUGCUUCAUAACAGAGUUUAUGGAUCGUGCAGACUGGCCGUUAGAAUUGGAACUCACUUCUAAGUUUCUUGAAUGUGAUAAUAGAAAUUUUCAUUGUUGGGAUUACAGGAGAUUUGUUUUCAGCAAAUGUACCACAUCCCCUGAAUCAGAAUUGUUAUUUUCGACCAAAAAAAUAUCCAUGGACUUCUCUAACUUUUCAUCAUGGCACUACAGAAGCAAGCUCAUCUCCCAAAUCCAUCCCAACUUGUUUGUUGACCACAUGGAUGUCAUCAGCCGAGAAUACAGUUUAGUGGAGAAUGCAAUAUUCACUGAUCCGUCUGAUCAAAGUGGCUGGUUCUACCUUAAAUGGCUUAUAGAUAAAAGUAGGUCUCUAAUUUUUUCAUCAUGUCCCAACAUGCUGUAA